AGCGUCGCUACUACUCGUGGCGUGCCUACAACUUAGCUGGAUCUAUUACGCGCACUUUUCACGACGACGUUUCAAAAUAUAAUAUUCUAUUCCUCAUUUUUUUUUUUUCUGUGAUUUUUGAAAAAUUUAAUUAAUGAGAAAAUUUUUUUUCUUCUUUUGUUUCAGUCAAGUGUCGUGGUAAAGAAAUUAUAAAUUUUUUUUUUUUCCAAGAAAAAUCGAAAGUUAAUAUACUCGUGUGUGUGUGUGUUUGUGUGUCUCUCUCUCUCUCACUCCCUCUUUUGCACUCUCGAUCUCUCCUGAUUCUGGCGUGCUUUUCAUAACCUCAAAUUGCACAGUGUGGUGUGUGCGCGCGCCAAAUCUUGACAUUUUUUUUUUUUUUGUUGAGACAACAAAAAAAAAUUUGUCACGUGUAUCAAAUGUGAUAAAGAGUGAUAAUUAAAAAAAGUGAUUUGAAUUUUUAAAAAAGAAAGUUUUUCUCGCGUGUGAAUUUUGGAGUUUAAAAGAGAUUUUAACAGUUAAUAAAAGUGGUGUGUUUUGUGCAUUUAAGAAAAAAAUAAUAGUGUUUCAAGAAAGUGUUUUUUCGUCGUUGAGAUUCUUUGUGGAUUGAAAUUACAUUGCCAGUGGAUUUAUUUGCCUACCUAUUUUUUUGGUAGGUUAGUAGAUCAUCAAUAUAAUUAUAAAAAAAAAAAGUGAAGUUUUCCUAGGAAAGUUGAUCAUCAAAUAGCAGACAGGAUGAUGAUGACAAAUCUUCCCCCGGUUAUGUUGCCAACCUUACACGAUUAUGGAGUUUUGACACCUAAUCUUGGAAUAAAGAGGGGCAGCGACGAACUUUUAUCACAAAGUGGCGCAGUCAGUAAUGGUUCAGCGAUGAGUCCUCAACCACAUCACGCCGCUGAUAACAACAACGAUGCCAAAAAGGCUAAAUUGGAUAAAACUCAUAAUGGGAAGCCAUCGAGAGUGAUUCACAUCAGAAACAUCCCUAAUGAAGUGUCUGAAACGGAAAUUAUCCACUUGGGCGUUCCAUUUGGUCGAGUCACCAACGUUCUUGUCCUCAAAGGCAAAAAUCAGGCCUUACUGGAAAUGGCAGAUGAGGUAUCUGCAGCAACAAUGGUAACAUUCUAUGGCUCAUCUGUUGCACAAUUGAGAGGACGUGCAGUUUAUGUUCAAUUCAGCAAUCAUCGGGAGCUCAAGACUGAUCAGGCCCACAACGACGCGGUCAGUAGUCCCACAAACAUCAUCGCCAACCCGACGAACAACACGGCUCUGCAAGCUCAAGGACAAGUUGGACAAGUUCAGGGUGGAGAAACGCAAGGAGGACCAAAUACCGUCCUUAGGGUCAUUGUUGAACAUAUGGUCUAUCCAAUCACUCUAGAUAUCCUCUAUACGAUAUUCACACGCUUCGGCAAAGUUCUGAAAAUUGUUACCUUUACGAAGAACAGUUCGUACCAAGCGCUCAUACAAUAUCCGGACAUGCUUUCGGCACAGGCUGCUAAAUUCUCUCUGGACGGUCAGAAUAUCUACAAUUCCUGUUGUACAUUGCGAAUUGACUACAGUAAAAUGCAGAAUUUGAAUGUCAAGUACAAUAACGAUAAAUCGCGAGACUAUACGAAUCCAACUCUACCUACUGGUGACGCAAAUUUAGAUGUUGCAUCUCUUGGACUUGGAGGUGAACUUUUACCUCAAUUACUUCUUGGAGCAGCUGGUACACAGCCACGUGCUAGAUUGCCUGUAGAGUCCAUUGCAGGCGCGCCGAGCGUCUUGGCAUCACCAUUUGCCGCAAUGCACGGGCUUCCAUCGCCCUUGACAGGACACUACAAUGGAGUUGCUCCCGCGGCAGGUCUCGCUGGUUUAGGAGGAUUUGCCCUCAGUGCCGGUGCAUUGGGUGUUCGAGUACCCGGUAGUCCUCAACCAUCAUCAGUUUUACUUAUCAGCAAUCUCAACGAAGAGAUGGUCACGCCUGACGCUCUCUUUACCCUGUUUGGUGUUUACGGGGAUGUACAGCGUGUGAAAAUCCUCUACAACAAAAAGGAUUCUGCCCUCAUUCAAUUGGCCGAGCCUCAUCAAGCACAUUUAGCGAUCACUCACAUGGACAAGCUGAAGGUGUUUGGUAAGCCGAUUAGAGUGAUGUUGAGCAAACAUCAGACAGUCCAAUUGCCACGAGAAGGACAACCUGAUGCAGGUCUCACCAAGGAUUACACAAACAGUCCUCUGCAUCGAUUCAAGAAACCCGGCUCUAAGAAUUAUCAGAAUAUUUAUCCACCAAGCUCAACGUUGCAUUUAUCGAACAUUCCAGCGACUGUUUCCGAAGAACAAAUAAAGGAAUCAUUCACGAAAAAUGGUUUCACUGUGAAGGCUUUCAAAUUUUUCCCCAAGGACAGAAAAAUGGCGCUUAUUCAAAUGGCAAGCAUGGAUGAUGCCGUUUCAGCUCUGAUUAAAAUGCACAAUUUCCAGUUGAGCGAAUCCAAUCAUUUAAGGGUAUCGUUCUCAAAGAGCAACAUCUAACAAGAGAGACCGCCUUGUGAGCCACAGUGGUUCCAGCCCUAUGCCCUUUACCACUAUUGGUACCCUAGUGCCGUAUACGACUGAUAGACUGGCUGCUCGGAUUGAUUUAACAUGAUUUUUUCAAAUCGUCAUCAUCGCAGUGAGUCUUGGUGCUCGGAAAACAAAAACAAACAAAAAAAUAUACCCAUAAAAGACUUCAUCCUACAAUAUCGUUUUUUGGAACCGUUCCUCGAAUGUCAGCCGACGGUUUCACUAAGCCACUGUUUAAAAAAUAAUAAUAGCCCAUAAUUAAUCAACCUAGGGUCAAAAAAAAGUUUAGGGCUGGGAAUUUAAAAAAAAAACCUGCCAUUGGAGACAGGAACGAGAAAACUCAAAAAAAGUGUUUUACAAGACAGACCUGCGCAUCAGAGCUUCAAUUUAAAAAAACCGGAAAAUUCAAUCGUUAUCAUCAACAGAGCCGUAUCUUCUCGUCCAUUUCAUCAUAAUACGAAUAAUUUUCGUAUAUUUUCACAAAAAAAAGAAGAAUUAAUAAGAAAAUAAAAGAGAAGGAAAAAAAAGCUCUGCUGACAGUCCUGAAUACUUGUACAGAGUUAACGUAUAUAAUAAUCCUAAGAUAAAUAUAUUUUACAAGCGUCACGCUGGCCGUUCGCGACGGGAGAAAUAAAAAAAAAAACUACUCUCGCCGUUAUCGGCAAAAACAAACUACAUUGAUAUAUAAAUAUAUAUAUAUAUAAUGUAAGAUUUAAGAAUUUUUUCAAGUUAGUUGAAGUACAGGCAAAAACUUUACUCGUAGGAUAGGAGAGAAAAUAAAAAAAAAAUUACACACAGCCAAUCGACAAAUUGUGUGUCGAUAACUGAUGAUUUUUUUUUUUUUAGAUAGUUUCUCGAUUUUUACGAAAAAAAAAAGAAAAAAAAUCGAGAGUGCUGUAUUAUUUUCCAAUUCCGCCACGUUUCUCGUCAUCGAUUCGUGUUUAAUUUUUUUCAGACUUUUUUUUCCGUGACUUUUGAAAAGAAAAAAAAAAAAAAAAAAUAAUAAUACCCCUUGUAAGAAAGGCUGUGUCUGAAGGCGCUUUAACGUGGCGGGCGAGGAAAACACAAGUAAUUAUUAACAUUUAAGAGUUAAAAUAAGCCAAUGUCAUGGGACCCUUUGCGAGGUGCUACUUCCAACUUCGUCGACAAAUCGUUCCUCUCACGAUGCCUCCAUGAAAAAAAAAAUAAUAAUAAUAAUAAUAAUAAUCAUCACGAGAGGAUCGAUAUGCUCGUAGAGAAGCGAAGUGAUUUCCAAGUUGGUCACUAAGCGUCCUGGACGGUAUCAACGGCGAUCGAAACUGAUCUCUCGAAAACGAACAUUCAUUUCUUCAUUUACAUUUAGUUUUACUAUUUGCAUUUACAUUAUAUUUACAAUUACAUUUACAAUUUAAUUUACAAUUAUAUUUACAAUUAUAUUUAAAAUUAAAUAUACUACAUUUACUAUAUUUACAGAAGCAAAACGAAGUUGAUAAUAGUUCUGAAGAAUUCUGACAUAAUUGAAUUUUAAUUCAAAUUACAUUAAAGAUUUAUUUUUAAUUUAAAAUUAUUUGAAAACAAAAAAAAAACUUCAAUAUUUUAAAGUAAAAUUCAAGUAUAAAUUGAAGUUCAAAAUAUUAAGGUAAUAUUAAAAUUCAAAAUAUUAAAAAUACCUCAAUAUUUCCCAAAAAAAAAAUACUUCAAAUCAACUUGAAUAACAAAAAAAUUGCUUCAGUAUUAAAAAAUACUUCAGUAUUGAAAUUAUUUCAGUAUGAAAAAAAAAUGGAUUAGAGUAAGAUAAAAAAUAAUUUAAAAGAUUGAAGACGUUUUCGAGGGAGAGAGGCUAAACUUGAAUUGACUGCGAGUUAAUAGACUUUGAAUGUAUGAAUACCGAAUCUUGUUUUCUUUUCUAAUUUUUCUUUUAUUUUUUUUUUUCUACGUUUGUAAAUAAAAGACUCGCCGUUUCGAUUGUUCCCGAAGCUGUCUAAGUCGCGAGGGUGUUUAUUUUUUUAUAAUUUUUAUCCUUCAGUUUUUGACGAUAAGUAUUACAGACACGCACACAUCGCUACGAGCAAAAAAAAAAAAAAAAAAAAAACUCGAACACAGACAACGCACAUACAAAGGACACUAGACACGUUUCCUUAGUUUUUUUUUCUUUUUUUUUAUUAAAUUAGAAAUUUAGGAAUGCGUAGAGCUAACUAUUGAUAAGUUAGAUUAUAGAAGAAGGAAGGAGGAUUGAACGUUUUGAACAUAUCGCUAUUACGAGUUUCUACGUGCGAACGCGCAUUACUUUGUUGUCGGGAAUUUUCGUUUGUGUCGUACUGGUAAUGAAAAAAAUUUUUUUUUUUUAUAAAAAUUCAAAAAAUUUUGAAAAAUUUCAAAAUGUGAUUUAAUUGUUCAAAAAUUGGUUUUGCAAAAAAAAAAAUAAAUAAAAAUUUAAAAAAAAAAAAAUUGUGUAAAAAAAUUUCCAAAAAUUCCCAUCGACACAGCGAGGAAUCCCUGUAGGAGUGUCGACAAAACGAUAAAAUGGUACCUAGGGAUCUAUUGUAUUUCAAUGUUAUUAAAAAAAAAAAUUGUCGCGAAGACUUUGUAAAAAAAAAAAAAAAUUGACGAUGGUUUAAGCGUUGGUCGACAGAGCGUGGUGUGAAAAUUGACCAAGAUUUCUUGACAAAAACCGCAGGUAUAAAUAAGCAAUUUCCGUAUAAAAAAAAAAAAAGAAACCCCCCGCAGUCCGGACUGAUGCAGUUUUUCUGCAAUUAAAAAAAAAACCAAAAAAAGAAAAAAAGUUUUCAAUAUCGCGUUUUAGCUUUUAAUCACAUUCAAACGUCUUGUCGCGGAAAUGAUCUAUAUUAAAAGAAAAGAGUGAACAUUUUGGUCUGACCGACAUGACGUUCUGUUGGAGUCAAUUAAAUUUUAAUGAUACACAUAUAUAUAUAGUAGAAAUAAAAAAAAAAAUAAUAAUAAUAAUAAAAAGAAGAAAGAGAAUGCGCGAGCGUCGUGAAAAUGGAGAGACGCGUGACUGAAACUGAAUUGAGCGAAUGUUGAAAAAGAAAGAUGUGAACAAACUAAAAGAAAAAGAAAACAAAAAAAAAAUAAAUAAAUAAAUAAAAUAAAAGCGAGUGCCGGCCCGGCAAAAUGUUGUUUGUGCCAAAAGUUGUAGGCUAGCUCUAAUUCUAAGCGUUGGAUUUUUGUUUUUUUUUUCUCUCUCGAAAAUCCAAUAUUAUUGACGAGGCUGAAACCAAAAUACUAUUUUUUUUUCCUAAUUUUUUUUUGUGAAAGAAAUUUUUUUUUUUUAAAUGGUCUUCAGCUUCUCGACCAAAAAAAGAAAAAAAAAGCGCUGGAAGUAAAGGUAGCGAGUUGCCGGCAUGAGCGAAGGGGGCCAGUCUUUGCAUCUACGAUCUGUGUCUUUCGAAUCUCUGAGAUAUUGCUAACGCAGCGACAAUUACACUUAACAAAAAAAAAGAAAAAAGAGAGAAAGAGAGCGCAGGGAAAAUGAAAAGUCACACGGACAUUUUUACACUCACACACACGAAAAACAGAAAACUUAGUAUUAAUUUUCUUACAAAAAGUAUUUUUUUAGUUAUUGUUUUAUAAUAUCGACAAACUGUUUUCUAUUCUUCUUUUUCCUUUAAUUUUUAUUUUCUCUAUUUUCUUGUAAUUUUUUACUUCUUUUUCUUACAUAAAAUGUUCUUCAUUGCAAUUAUAUUAAAUUUUUCUUCAUUUCAAAUUAUUUCUUUAAUUUUUACUAUUAAACUUUUCCUACGCGUUUUUACUCUUUUCCAUUUUAAUUUAAUUUUUUUUUAUUUGUAAAUUAUUAGAAUUUCGAUUAGACUUUGAUUAAUACAGUUUAAAUUGUAGCUUUAAGUCUCGAGUAUUAUACUUGUAACUGCCUAGUGCUCGAAAUGACAGCCCUAUCGUCUUAAAUACAAUUACUGGUUAGCUCGUCUUUUUUUUUUUUGUCGAUGUAUAAAAUUUUUGAAAAAUAUUAUUGUAAAUAAAAUAAAAAAGAAUUGAAACGAUAUGAAAAUAAUAUCGCUCUCUCGAAUCAAAAAACGACACACACACAGAAACUCUUUUUAAUAGGAAAUGAUUCGAGAGGUUCUUUAGUUUGCUUAGAUUCCUAAGCUUUGUUUUUUUGCUUGAAAAUUUUUAAAGACUUGAAAUGGGAUAAAAAAAAAUAAUAUCAGGGAUCACAGUGGAAUUUUCGUUCAAUUUUAUGUAAACAAAAAAGGUGAUUUGGCUUGAUGAAAAAGGAAAUUUUAGAAAAAAGUAAUUUCAAUAUUGUUUGUGUAAACGAUUUAAUUUUCAAUAUUUUUGAAUUGCAUUUUGAUAAAAAAUAAAUUUUUUUAAAAUCAUUUAGGUAACAUAUCAAAAAAAAAAAAAAUUGACAAAUUGUGUGAUCCGUUUCUCUUGCCAGUCGCCGUGUCCGUUAGUGUGACGAGGCUUUUUAUCAAAUAUAUGGGAACAGGUGCCAGUCUUCUUUAAGCGAAUUAAAUGGAAACGUUAUAAGAAAUCAAUUAAAGUAGAUUCUCGAUUUUGCGAUUAGUAUUUAAUUAAAAACGAUGUGUUCGAGUGACCAGUUUGCAUUUCACUGAAAGAAAAUAAAAAAAAAAAUAAAAAAACAAAAAUAAUCGAUGGGGCAGUGGUCGCGAGCUGAAAUUGUAAUCAAAAUACUCCGAGUGAAGAGAAUUUUUAUAAAUUUUUUUACGUUUAUUUAAAUUCAAAAAAAAAAAUAAAUAAUCUCGGAGCAUUUUGUCGACAUUUCGAUGGAUUAUCAUCGCAUUAGCUGUGUUGAGGGGGGCCGAUGUGAUUGUUGGGAUAGCCAGCACUCGCUACAAGGUGUCAAAAUAAUUUCAGGCUAACGAAUUUUCAGAAGAAAAAGAAAAAAAAUUAAAAUUUUUUGGCAAAAAGAAAAAUUUUCGAAAUUCGUAGCCUGGAUUUGGCCACGUAGUAAACAAUGCUUAGCCUACAGAGCAUAUAAAAAAAAAUGAAUAUUUAUAGUUAUAUGAGAAAAAAAAAUGACACUUAUUAAAAAAGAAAUAUAAAAUAAAAUCAUUAUACACACACUAUUAUGGAAUGUAAUUAUAUUCUACUAUAUAUUUGAUAUGUCGCAUUGUAAACACGUGUGUCUGAAUUGCGCGACGGCUGCAUCCCAAUGUUCUAUAUUUUAUUAAUAAUGAAUAAGACUAGGAUUACGUGAUAAAAUAACGAGUCACAAAAAAAAAUAAUGUCUGCUUUCGCCUCACUCAAAGGAGCCUCACUUCAAUUUUAUCCGAAAUUCUAAUUUUCAAUAUGAAAAGAAUAAUUUGAAAAUUUCCAAAAAAAAUUGAAAAUCUAUUUUUAUUUAAUAGAUUAAAUUUCAUUUCGAGUUUUAUUCGUUGUAAACUUGUAAAAAAAAAAAUGGAAAUUAAAAAAUUUCGAACGAUAUUGAAGGGUGGAUUUUUUUUGAAGAAGCGAAAUAAACAUGGUUAAUUAGGACCAGUGAUUGACUCUAGCGAGAGAAACGUGCUCUGAGCGACGUGACAAGAGCACAAACAGUAACUUUCCGAAUUUACCUUUUUGAUGUUCGUGAAACAAAAAAAAAAAAAUCUGUAAUAAAAUCGGCAAAUUAUUAUAAUACACUCGAAACACACAUCGCCUAUACAAAGCUAUUAAAAAAAAAUACACUCGAAAGUUGCACACGUGAUACCAUUUUACUUGACAAAGACAAAAAAAAAAAAUUGUGUAUAAUAUUGUAAUUCGAUUAGACACAGGGUUUAACAAGGAGUGAGUUUUCAAAAAAAAAAAGAAUUUUAAUGGCGAGCAGUAUUCGUCGGGUUAUGAAAUUUAUUAUCAUGAAUGGAAUGCGUGCUUAUUAAUUGUGAGAGGCAUUUAAAUUUACUAGAUUCUGGGAAUUCGUCGUUUCCCAUCAGGAAAUAGUUUAGAGGUGUGAUCGUAAUAAAAAAAAGUAUAUAUCUGUGAGAGAAUGAAAAAGUGAGAAAAAGAAAAUGCGUGCCGGAUAAUUUCGAUCUUCUUUUUCCUUGUCUGAUCUUCCAAAUGGCUCUACACUUCGAAUUUUCUAUUUUCCGUUUCAAUAACUUUCCUCAUCGGGGAAAAUUUUAUUUUAUCUUUUUUUUAUUUUUAUUUUUCUAUUUUCCCUAUUUAGAAAAAAAAAAUUUUUUCCCCAUAGAAGAGUUUAAGGAAAAUUUUCCCCGACGAGUGAACUAUUUUCUAGAAAACGGAAAAAAAAAUUUAGAAGAGACGAAAAAAAAAAAAAAACAGUGAGAAGAUGGAGAGAAAAGAGUCUUAGCUUAGCGAUAAAUCUAACUGGCGUUUUUCAUCUUCAUAUAUAGCUUUGUUAAUUAGUAUCAGUUAAUUUUUCCACUCUUACUUCCGCGUCGGUGUUACUGUGUCGAUAUUAAGAAAAGGAUAAAGAGACAUAGAUAGUAUUAAGUAAUUUUUUUUUUAAAAAAAAGAAAAACCCCCUUUCUUAUAUAGAUAAUGUUAGAUAUAAAGAAUUAACAGAUAAACGUUUUAGAACGAUAAGCGAGAAAAAAAGAGAGUAAGCGAUAGAUAUAGAAACUCCUUUUUACUGGAAAAAAAAAAUACAAACUCUUACUAUUCAAUGUGUAUAGUCAAAAAUGACAAUCACUCUUUAUCGACAAUGACAAAAAAAAAAUUGGCUUUUCUUGCGAACUUUGUCACAAACUCUUUAUUAACUUUAUUUUUUGCUAUUUGCAUUUUUUUUCUUCUCCUGUCGCCCUUCUUGAUCUCCUACCGACUUUGGUCACAUCCGGUUUUUGAAUUUCAGAAACAAAAAAAAAAUUGAGAUUCCAAAAUCGGAGAGACUUUCUCGGUUCGCCCAUCGUUAUAAGGAAGUAAAAAUAAAAAAAAAAACAUGAACCAAUAUUGGGCCAGGAAUUGCGUUGCAAGUCACAAUCAGCUCAGCUCCGGCAAGACAAAUCAUUUUUUACGAGAAAACAAUUGUCAGAGCGAGCAUUUUAACGGUUAAGCUCCUUAUAGUUAGUUGUUUAGAGAUUAGUCGACAUUUGAGAAUUGAGAAAAAAAAAAAAAAAAAUGCGUACGCACUUUGAUCACAUGAAAAAAAAAGAAAAUAUCCUUUUUUUGGUACAACGUUUCUCAUUAUAAUGAAAAAAAAAAAAAUAGUAAAGAAAAAUAAAUAAAAAUGAGAAUGUAAUAAUGAAUGAUGUGUGCGUGUGAUUUCCUCUGGACCAAAAUGGGAUAAAUUUUUUUUUCAAAAUAAUGAGAGCCGAUUGUUAUAAUGUUCGUCACAAAAACACUGAUACACACAGAAAAAAAAACUAUACUUGCAUGAUUCAUUCAAAUUUUUUUUCACCUCUGUGUAGAGAAAUACACAAUGAACUUUGAAUUUUUAUAUAUAUAUGCGUCUUCGCCGUCUUUUUUUUCCCCUCGCACAAAACAGAUUUGGAAGAAUAAUCUUCUUCAAAAUGGAAAUUCAAUUUUCGUGAUAGAGAAUUAAUUUUCCAUAAAUAUUUUAAGAUUUAAAAAAAUAAAUUCCAUUUUUUUGAUAAAAUAAUGGAAACUCAUGUGGAAAAAAAAGAGUUUCCGUAAAUAUAUAUGUAAAAGAAAAAAAUUAUGUUAUUGGGAAAAAUUUCCAUAAAAUGGAAAAAAAUCUUUAAUUUUACGAAAACUCAAUUUCGUGAGUGAUUUUUUAUUUAUAAAUUGCAUGAUUUUUUUUUUUUUUUUUUGCCUGGAUUUGCUUUGAUUUUUUUUUAAAUGUGCGCUUUUUUGAAUGUGAUAAGAUUUGCUACCUCUUCCAAAUCUGUUGACUGUGAAUUUCUUUUUCAACGUCUUUGCCGGUAUUUUUUGUGACUGUCACCUAUCGCCUGCUAAAAUUGAUAAUUAUUAAUAACGUCCGCUAAUUAUUAUUGUUAUUAUACAAUUAUCAAUAUUAAUUUUAAUUUUUUAUCGUCCUCCUAUUAUUAUUAUUAUUAAUAUUAUUAUUAUAUUAUUAUAUUAUUAUUAUAUUAUUAAUAUUAUUAUUAUUAUUAUCAUCUGUA
This is a messenger RNA of Leptopilina boulardi, 10529 nucleotides long. It is a transcript of the gene heph, whose product is annotated as polypyrimidine tract-binding protein 2. The record is from RefSeq and is a predicted model, not a curated record. Gene Ontology annotation, biological process: mRNA processing; regulation of RNA splicing. Gene Ontology annotation, cellular component: nucleus. Bases 733 to 2502 code for a protein of 589 amino acids. NCBI's taxonomy places the organism in Eukaryota, Metazoa, Arthropoda, Insecta, Hymenoptera, Figitidae. Gene Ontology annotation, molecular function: mRNA binding. The transcript is spliced from 15 exons.